Messenger RNA from Microtus ochrogaster (prairie vole), 1837 nucleotides. It is a transcript of the gene Lta, whose product is annotated as lymphotoxin alpha. Gene Ontology annotation, molecular function: tumor necrosis factor receptor binding. Gene Ontology annotation, cellular component: membrane. Gene Ontology annotation, biological process: immune response; positive regulation of extrinsic apoptotic signaling pathway; positive regulation of canonical NF-kappaB signal transduction. The record is from RefSeq and is a predicted model, not a curated record. NCBI's taxonomy places the organism in Eukaryota, Metazoa, Chordata, Mammalia, Rodentia, Cricetidae.
GGGUUGCAACCCACAGGUUGAGAACCACUGCUCUAGGGAGUAAGGGGCGCCAGACCAUGGGGGAUACCUAGUGGAACUUCAUGCCAUGAAACUGACAGAGGCCAGAAAAUAAGUUUACCGGAGCAAGUGUGACUUGAACCCCCAAAACCAACAGAGGAAGAGGAGUCUAGGUCCAUGGCAGAAGGCUUGUCUUGCAUACAUUAGACCCUGGGUUCAAACCUGAAAAAAAACAAAGGUGUCACUAGCCACAUGUGGCUACCGAGCCCUCCAGAUGUGACCAGGGAGGAUGGAGAAGGAAACAUGCAGAGAAGCCUGUGAGCAGCCAAGGGUGCAGACGUGUUACAAACCACUGCUCUUCAGGGAACCCGGCUUCCAGCCACAGCCCAGCUGUAAGCCCUCGUUCUCCACGAACUGCCUGUCGUCCCUUGCCUGGAACUCCCGGCCUGACCCUGCUCCCUGAUAGUCCCUGCAGCCCACAGUUCCCCUGACCCAACUCCCUUUCCCAGAACUCAGUAGUCUGAGCCCCUAGCCUGUGGCCUAAGCCUUUCCUGCCUUCGACUGAAACAGUAGCAUCUUCUAAGCCCUGGGGGCUUCCCCAGGCCCCAGCCCCGACCUAGAACCCGCCCGCUGCCUGCCACACUGCCGCUUCCUCUAUAAAGGGACCCAAGCGCCAGCGCCCAGGACCCCGCACUGCAGGUUCUCUCCAUGACACCACUUGGACGCCUCUACCUCUUGAGGGUGCUCAGCGCCCCCCCUGUCUUUCUUCUGGGGCUGCUGCUGGCCCUGCCUCUAGGGGCCCAGGGAGUCUCUGGUGCUCGGUUCUCAGCUGCCAGGACGGCUCAUCAGGCCCCUCAGAAGCAUCUGAGUCAUGGCAUCCUGAAACCUGCUGCUCAUCUUGUUGGAUACCCCAGCAAACAGAACUCACUGCUCUGGAGAGCGAACACAGACCGUGCCUUCCUCCGACAUGGCUUCUCCCUGAACAACAAUUCGCUCCUGGUCCCCACCAGUGGCCUCUACUUCGUCUACUCCCAGGUGGUCUUCUCAGGGGAAAGCUGCUCCCCCAGGGCCAUCCCUACUCCCAUCUACCUGGCCCACGAGGUCCAGCUGUUUUCCUCCCAGUACCCCUUCCAUGUGCCUCUCCUCAGUGCACAGAAGUCCGUGUAUCCAGGGCUACAAAGACCGUGGGUACGCUCAAUGUACCAGGGGGCUGUGUUCCUGCUCAGUAAGGGAGACCAGCUGUCCACGCACACAGACGGCGUCUCCCACCUGCACUUCAGCCCCAGCAGCGUGUUCUUCGGAGCUUUUGCUCUGUAGAAUCUAGAAAAACCCAGGAUUGGUUUCCAAGCCUCCGUUCUGACCAUUUUAAGGGCCACACCACUUCUCCUUUGCCCGUGCCCACAGUCUCAAGCCUUCCCCACCAAAAACACUCAGAGCUUUCACAGGAGUCCGGGGCACUCCAGAGGAACCACCUCAGAUGCUCAACUGAGGAGUCAAGCCUGCCUACAAGUCCGACACAGAGCAGGGUCUCUGUGGGUCUGGUGGGGUAGAGACCUGGAUGUGAAGAAGGGGCAGAUGUGGGGAGAUGCCUGGGGACAGGGAAGGGAGGCUAUUUAUGAAGGGAAAGGUUAAGUUAUUUAUUUAUGGAGAAUAGAACGAGGAGAGAAAUUGAAAGGCAUCGGAUGACAACCAGGUUCCAGACACAAAGAGUAAGGUGGCAUCAGGACAGGACUCGUCGAAGGGAGAGAGAAGCAGGUGUGAGUGACCAAGGGGUUUAGAAGGAGGCACAAGGCUCUGAGCGCACUGUUUGGCUAGACACCACGAGGAGAUGUCUGCACCA